This is a messenger RNA of Penicillium malachiteum, 513 nucleotides long. RefSeq names its product PaaI family thioesterase. The transcript has 2 exons. The record is from RefSeq and is a predicted model, not a curated record. Gene Ontology annotation, molecular function: fatty acyl-CoA hydrolase activity. The coding region runs from base 1 to 513 and encodes 170 amino acids. Lineage: Eukaryota; Fungi; Ascomycota; Eurotiomycetes; Eurotiales; Aspergillaceae.
AUGGCUUCAACACCAGAGACUGAGGUCUUAUCAGAUGCUGCUUUUGAGCGAAGUCUUCACGAUUACCUGAAUCGGAUGAAUGUUUUCGCGCAAACAAAGUCAUGGUACCCAGACUUCAACAAACUUGAAAUCUUUAUUGAGAAAUUCUCCCUGACGCCCAAUGCCUCCGUCACGUAUCGCUUCAGAGUGAUUGAAGAGCUAUGCAACAAUGCCAAUGUCCUGCAUGGAGGAUGUGCAGUCUUACUCGUCGAUGAUCUGACAACCGUUCUCCUUGGAGCUCUUUCCAAGCCUGGUUUAUUUAGUCGAAUGGGCACAAGCAAGAAUCUGUCCGCAACACUGAUUAGACCAUUGCGUCAAGGCGAAGAGGCUAGACUUGUCUCUGAGAUAGAGUAUAGUGGAAAGAACCGUGCUGUUCUGAGGGCAAAGCUCUAUAGAGUGGAUGGUGGUGAGCUGUGUACCAUAUUGGAAAAUGACAGGGCCAAUACGGAUCCUCCAGUGAAGUCAAACCUCUAG